Osmia lignaria (orchard mason bee) is the source of this 2160-nucleotide messenger RNA. RefSeq names its product CWF19-like protein 1. Gene Ontology annotation, cellular component: post-mRNA release spliceosomal complex. The record is from RefSeq and is a predicted model, not a curated record. Gene Ontology annotation, biological process: mRNA splicing, via spliceosome. Lineage: Eukaryota; Metazoa; Arthropoda; Insecta; Hymenoptera; Megachilidae. Gene Ontology annotation, molecular function: RNA lariat debranching enzyme activator activity.
UAGAGGGUCAAAAUUUUUGAAAAAAUUAGUUCCGAUUUUUUACCACUAAAGGGCGCUAAUUCGGUGCUGAAAUUUAGUUGAAAUUUUUGCCAUUAGAGGGGAUAUCUUUCCCUAGAGAAACACUGAGCAUGCUCGAGGAUGUAUAAUGUACAUACUCGUUGAUGUAAAUACAAACAAUAAGUAUUAUACUAAAAACACGGUAAUCAUUAGUAAUGUAAUGUGAAAUGUUUAUGUAAUUGAAAUAGAAGAUUACUUUUAAACAUAUAACUUAUAAAUUCUUACUAUAAUCUGAAUGUUUUAUGAAUUGUAUGUAAUUUUAUCAAUUGUAAGUUAGGUUAUACCAUUAAAAAUGAGUGAGAAACAGAAAGUUUUAAUAUGCGGCGAUGUAGAGGGUCAUUUUAAAUUUUUAUUUAACAAAGUCGAAGCCAUCAAUAAAAAGAGUGGCCCCUUUGAUUUCUUAUUAUGUGUUGGAAAUUUUUUCGGCAAAAAUAACGACGGUCUCGAAAUGUAUAAAGGUGGCAUGAAAAAUAUUCCCGUUCCAACAUAUAUUAUCGGCCCUAAUAGAGAAUCCGAUGUAGAUAAUUAUCCAGACGUUGACGGAUGCGAAAUGUGUCAGAAUCUUACUUAUCUUGGAAAACGUGGCCUGUAUACUGCUAGUUCAGGACUUAAAAUAGCUUAUAUCAGUGGUACAGAAGAUAAUUCAUCAGAAACAAAAGUUACCUGUUUCAAUGAAGGGGAUGCCAUAGCAGUUAAACAAGCUUGUCUAAAAGGGCAACCUAGUUUUAGGGGAAUUGAUAUAUUAUUGAGUUCACCUUGGCCUGAUGGUAUUACAAAUUUGGAUCCUAAUAGACCAAAUUUUAAAUAUCAAGGUUCCAAAUUAAUUGCUUGGCUGGCUACUCAAGUAAAACCCAGGUACCAUGUAGCAGCUUUGGAAGGAUAUCAUUAUGAAAGACCACCAUAUAGGAAUCAGAGUCAACAAGAGGGUAAUAUUGAAAUAGCAACAAGAUUUAUAGCACUUGCACCUGUAAUGAACUCUCAGAAAAAGAAAUGGCUGUAUGCUUUAAACCUAACACCUGUUGAUAGAACACGCUUAUCUGAUUUAGUUAUGAAAACUACAGAUGAGACAGAUAGUCCAUAUCCAAAAUCAAUGUUAUCAAGUGAACCAUCUAUACAGAAAUUAGAACCUAAACGAACCCAGUUCUUUUAUGACAUGGAGUCUAAGGAACCUACUAGGAGAUCAAGGCACUCAGAAGGACCUAAUAAAAGACCAAAACCAGAAUUUGAUCAAGCAAAAUGUUGGUUCUGCUUAUCAAGCCCUGAAGUUUCUAAACAUUUAGUAAUAUCAGUUGGAACAGAGAUUUAUGUUGCCCUUGCUAGAGGUGGAUUGGUUGAAAAUCAUUUUCUAAUUCUGCCAGUAACACAUCAUCAGAGUUUGUCUAUUUUACCAAAAGAAGUGAAAGAAGAAAUGGCUUUGUAUAAGGAUGCCAUAACAAAAUAUUAUGCAACUAUGGAUUGUGUACCUGUACUUUUUGAACGUAAUUAUAAAACAUCUCACUGUCAAUUGCAAGCUGUACCUGUUCACAAAAAUCAAGCACCUGCCUUGAAAGAAACAUUCCAAGAAAUGGCAGAAUGUAAUAACUUCGAAAUAACUGAAUUACCUCCACAUGCAGAUUUGCAGCAAAUUGCAAAACCAGGGGUUCUAUAUUUUUAUGCAGAAUUACCAGAUGGAACAAAAUUAUACCACAGAAUUAAGAAAGAUUUUCCAUUACAAUUUGGGAGAGAAGUACUAGCAUGUGAUAGAAUAUUAGACAUCAAUGACAAAGUCGAUUGGAAAGAUUGCCAGCUAGAUAAAGAAGAGGAAAUUGAAUUAGCCUCGCGAAUUAGAAGAAACUUUCAACCGUUUGAUGUAGAUACUUAAAACUGUACGAAAAUUAACAAACUGAAAUUGUAAAAUAUGUAUAUACAUUUAUACAUCAAUUUUUUUGUACAAUAUACGAGUAUAUUAACUCAUCACGACUUACAAAAAUAUGGAAUGAAGAUCAUGAUAUUAACUCAAAUAUUGUAACUCGUAAUCAGCCGGAGUUGCAAGCGGAUCUAAUCCACUUAAUUUCAUUUGUAAUGCUAUGUCAAAUAAAUAAUCAUAACAUUCCGUCCUGAAAA